AUUCCUGUCCGGACGCACCUGCAGCUCCCCGGGGAGAAGAGGACGCCCCCCAUCCGCUCCCCCACACAGGUGCCGGCGCGGGGCGGAGGCGUCUCGAGCUGUCACCUCGCCCCAGAGGCCAGACGUCUCCCGGCGGGGAUGCUGUGACGGCGGACGCUCUGGAGAAGGGGCUGGGGGUGGGGCUCUGCGAGCUCCGGGCGGACCCCGGCCUUGGAUUCCGGGGAGAAGGUUGCAUCCUGAGGCUGGGAAAGGAGAGGGUCUUUGGGGUCUCCUGACCGAUGCUUCUCCCCUCCAGGCUUGCGCCCCAGAGGACCCGCGCCCCAAGCCCCCGCGCCGCCCCCAGGCCCACCCGGAGCAUGCUGCCUGCAGCCAUGAAGGGCCUCGGCCUGGCGCUGCUGGCCGUCCUGCUGUGCUCGGCGCCCGCUCAUGGCCUGUGGUGCCAGGACUGCACCCUGACCACCAACUCCAGCCAUUGCACCCCAAAGCAGUGCCAGCCGUCCGACACGGUGUGUGCCAGUGUCCGAAUCACCGAUCCCAGCAGCAGCAGGAAGGAUCACUCGGUGAACAAGAUGUGUGCCUCCUCCUGUGACUUCGUUAAGCGACACUUUUUCUCAGACUAUCUGAUGGGGUUUAUUAACUCUGGGAUCUUAAAGGUCGACGUGGACUGCUGCGAGAAGGAUUUGUGCAAUGGGGCGGCAGGGGCAGGGCACAGCCCCUGGGCCCUGGCCGGGGGGCUCCUGCUCAGCCUGGGGCCUGCCCUCCUCUGGGCUGGGCCCUGAUGUCUCCUCCUUCCCACGGGGCUUCUGAGCUUGCUCCCCUGAGCCUGUGGCUGCCCUCUCCCCAGCCUGGCGUGGCUGGGGCUGGGGGCAGCCUUGGCCCAGCUCCGUGGCUGUGGCCUGUGGCUCUCACUCCUCCCCCGACGUGAAGCCUCCCUGUCUCUCCGCCAGCUCUGAGUCCCAGGCAGCUGGACAUCUCCAGGAAACCAGGCCAUCUGGGCAGGAGGCCUGGGGAUGAGGGUGGGGGGGGACCCCCAGGUCCCGGAGGGGAAGUGAAGCAACAGCCCAGCUGGAAGGGCGUCUUCUGCGGAGAAAUAAAGUCACUUUUGAGUCCUGA
This is a messenger RNA of Homo sapiens (human), 1113 nucleotides long. It is a transcript of the gene LY6H, whose product is annotated as lymphocyte antigen 6 family member H. Lineage: Eukaryota; Metazoa; Chordata; Mammalia; Primates; Hominidae. Gene Ontology annotation, cellular component: synapse; plasma membrane. The record is from RefSeq and is a predicted model, not a curated record. The transcript is spliced from 3 exons. Bases 279 to 779 code for a protein of 166 amino acids.